AUGGCCGAAGAAGCUGCGCAGAAAGAGAUGACUAAUAAGACGGAGGAGAUUGAGGCUGUUCCCAGACAGAGGGAGGCGGCGGUGGCACCGAUGGAGGACAGCGAGGACAUUGAGGACGACCCCCAUCGGGCUGCUCUCGAAGACAACCCUGAGGUUCCUCAACGCGUCACCUGGUCCACGAUCAUGGCAGUCUUUUUCAUGGGCUUGUCCUUCUCAGGAUGCAUUUCGACUGCUUUCCUUCUGGCGUCGUCCAUUUUAGUCCCGAUCGGAAGUGCAUUGGGAAAUUUGGAACCGAUCAGCUGGAUAGCUUCAUCCUGGGCAGUCACAUCGGCUGUCAGUAUGUCUCUUGGAGGCGGUCUGAGCGAUAUAUUCGGCCGUCGAUAUGUCAUCAUGGCUGGACAAGGUCUCAACAUUGUUGGUGGAAUUGUCUCUGCCACCGCUCAAACUACUCAACAUGUGAUUGCUGGGUCCGCCAUCAUUGGCUUUGGUGCCGGUCUCAUUUUUGUUGCUUACGCAGGUAUCCCUGAAAUUCUGCCUAACAAAUAUCGUGGUAUGGGUUUGGCAUGGACUGAAUUCUGCAUUACUAUCCCAUGGGGUCUUCUCGCCACUCUCAUCGCCAAUCAGCUCAACGAGCAUGCGACGUGGAGAUGGGUAUACUAUUUAUCCAUCAUCUAUGCGGCCGUCUGCCUGGUUGGAACGGCCAUCUUCUACUUCCCCCCUGCUCGACCACGCCGAGACUACGACAAGACACGUUGGGAGGAGUUCCUGGAGCUGGAUUUUGUGGGCUACAUCCUCUACGCUGGGGGCUUGACUGUUUUUCUCAUUGGAAUGAGUUGGGCUGGUGAAGAGGGUCACCCAUGGCAUUCAGCCUCUGUGGUUGUGCCCAUCAUCCUUGGAGCCUUGGUCUUCAUUGGCACCUUCGUCUACGACUGGACUAUGAAGCCCAAGCUUCCAUUGAUGCCGCUCCACAUAUUCCGCAUGGUCCGGGAAUUUACCAUUCUGCUGGUUGCGCUUUUCGUGUCCGGAAUGGUCUUCUUUGCGAUGGUUUCUCUGCUACCUCAAGCUACUGAGUCUGUCUACGACAGCGAUCCGAUCAAGCUCGGCGUUGCCCUGAUUCCGAAUGGUGUCGGUCAAUUCAUCGGAGGAGCGGUCCUCCCCGCCUUAAUCCACAAAAUCAAGAACAUUCGGGCUCAAAUUGUAUUUGCCCUUUUCCUCCAGACUUUGUUCUCGGCCUUAUACGCUUACGGAAUUAUCCCGCACCACAAGACCGCAUGGGUCAUCUUCCAGCUUUUCGGCAUGAUGUGCUUCUCCUGGAUCACCCUCUGUUCAUACGUCGUCGCUGGGCUCCACGUGCCACACAAGGAUCUGGGAAUUGCAUCAGGAUUGGUGGGAACUUUUCGCAAUACUGGAGGCAGUGUUGGUAUUGCCAUCUUCAACACCAUUCGCAAUGGCGUCCUCAGCAGCCAGCUCGUGCCUCGCAUCUUGAAGGCAGCAACAGCCAACGGUUUUCAUGGUGAUGCAGACGCCAUCGAAGGUCUAGUGACAGCUGUCUCGAAUAACGCAAAAGGGAUUCCGGAUGCGUUUGCCAAAGUCCAAGGUGCCACCCCCGCUCUCAUCUCUGCAACGGCAGAAGCCUACAAGUCAGCAUACGGCUACGCUUAUCAGCGGGUCUUCUUCAGCACGAUUCCAUUUGGUGUGAUUGCGAUUAUCACGGCACUCUUCAUCAAAGAUGCCUCGGAAUACUUGACAAAUCACACUGCUGUACACAUGGAGAAGAAUAUUCUCGGAGAAAGCCAGCCCAAUGACAAGGCCGUGGAUUUGGAGCAGCCGCAGAAGACGGCAACGUAA
Messenger RNA from Cladophialophora bantiana CBS 173.52, 1848 nucleotides. RefSeq lists its product as uncharacterized. Gene Ontology annotation, molecular function: transmembrane transporter activity. Bases 1 to 1848 code for a protein of 615 amino acids. The record is from RefSeq and is a predicted model, not a curated record. The transcript has 3 exons. Gene Ontology annotation, cellular component: membrane. Lineage: Eukaryota; Fungi; Ascomycota; Eurotiomycetes; Chaetothyriales; Herpotrichiellaceae. Gene Ontology annotation, biological process: transmembrane transport.